UUGAGAAAGUACGAAUUUAAUCUUGAAAAUAAGGACUACAAAAUUUUCAUCGAAAGAAAUUUAAUAGAGUAUUUAAUGAAAUGGAAUAUGGAUAAAAGUCUCAGAAUUUUUACGUACAGUUUUCAAGAUACAUAUUAUGAAGCAAAUAAGGACCAAUUCUUCAAAGAUUUGUUCCACACCGAUGUUGUUUUGAAAAAUUUAGAAUGUCAGUUAUGGAAUAAUUCAAAAGAUAAAAAGACAUGGAUUGAAAUAGAGGAUAUCCCUUGCACUAUUCUGAGCACAGAAUUCUUCGACAGAAUUUACAAGAACGAAAUCGUUCUUCAUGAUGGAACAAUUAGAAAAUGUUUUGAAGAAUACAUGGAUGAUAUUGUCAUAGCUGACGAACUCCGGAACAUACUUUUGGUAGAGGAGUCAUAUAACUAUCCAUUAUACACAGACAAAGAAAGAGCAGAGUUUCUCUUCCUAAUCUUCCAGCACUUCUGUCUUGGCGGCUCCCUAAAUCAGUAUGAAGACAACAUAAAUCCAUAUAUUUUAAUGGCCAAAACACUUUACAAAGACCUCCUGUGUGUCAGAAAAACUGGAUCACCAAAGAAAACAACUAUUAUGUCACAAGUAUUCAAAGUGGAAAUAUUUAAUGACGGCAUGUCUAUUUAUCCAAGCCAAAAACACCACAAACAAAAUUUUUCAUAUGUGAUACUCAAUUCUAUUUUAAAAGAAGUAACAAUCCUGCAACACACAUGGUAAUUUUAAAAAUGCUUAAAUAGUUAGUAGCGCUUAGUAUGUCUGUAAACAAACUGGAAACGAAAAGACAGAAUUAUGCAGAGUUUUUAAGUUACAUUGUUAUGAAUUCACUAGACAUAUUUUAGGAGAAGGUGACUAAACUCUGCAUGCAUUUUUAUUCAUUCAAAGGAAAUAUCGCUUUUAAAAAAUAACGAAUCUUUAUUUCUCAUUUCCUUACGGCGAUUAUGUAACUGACAAGAGCAUUUGAAUCGAUUAAAACGGAUAAUAAAGGAUAUCUGUAUUUCAUUUACAGCUAUUUUGCAAUCAAUUGAAAUACAAGAAUUUUAUUUAAAAAUCAAUCAUAUGGAAAUGUAAUUAUUAAAAUCUAAGGUAUAUAAUGUCUGCAGUACCUUACCUGCAAUAGGUAUGGAGGGGGAUCUCAUAUAUAGCUUAAUAUUUUUUACUACAUCUCAGAUUUUAUA
Argiope bruennichi is the source of this 1202-nucleotide messenger RNA. RefSeq names its product cilia- and flagella-associated protein 300-like. Lineage: Eukaryota; Metazoa; Arthropoda; Arachnida; Araneae; Araneidae. The record is from RefSeq and is a predicted model, not a curated record. The transcript is spliced from 5 exons. The coding region runs from base 76 to 744 and encodes 222 amino acids.